Molecule: messenger RNA, 1625 nt
Organism: Centruroides sculpturatus (bark scorpion)
Lineage: Eukaryota; Metazoa; Arthropoda; Arachnida; Scorpiones; Buthidae
Product: sodium/hydrogen exchanger 7-like
Exons: 11
Coding region: 123-1610 (495 amino acids)
Biological process (GO): sodium ion transport; proton transmembrane transport; regulation of pH
Cellular component (GO): recycling endosome; membrane
Molecular function (GO): sodium:proton antiporter activity
Source: RefSeq, a predicted model, not a curated record
UUGCGAAUGGCGAAGGAGGCGGGUCGUUAGUCUACGCGAGUGAUUUCUCUUUCGUUUCCUACGAAAAACAAUAAAUGCGAAGAAGUUUUUUUUUUUAAUUAUUUCGUUCGUAUAUUUAUAUAAUGACGAACGGAAAUAUUUGGUUAUUUAUACUCGCUCUGUGCUGUUGUAUAAGUUUAAUUAGAAGUAAUGAUUCUGCCGAUAUUAAAUUAGAUGAAAAAGCCAAGAAACUACAUCAGAUUGAUUCUCUUAAUAUUUUGGCUUACGUUUUCUUAUUAAUUCUAACCGUCUGCACCAUUUGGUUUUUUAAAAGGAGGAGAAUUCGUUACUUGCACGAAACUGGAUUAGCUGUUAUUUAUGGAUUGUUAAUGGGUGCCAUUAUACGUUAUGCUGGUGAAGAAUCAGAAGUUACACAUUUGACAGUUAACUCACCUUCUGAAAAUAGAUCAAUACCUCCUGAUAAUAUAUAUCUUCCUAUGCUUGUAAAAAUGCCAACAGGAAACCAAGAUAAAUUAAAACAGAUCAAUAAAACAUAUGCCUAUGUUUUUAGAGGUGAACUGACAGAUGUAUCAAGUAAAAAGUUAGAUCAGAAGGCAACUUUUGAUCCAGAAAUAUUUUUCAACAUCAUUUUGCCACCAGUCAUAUUUAAUGCUGGAUACAGUUUAAAAAAACGAUAUUUUUUUAGGAAUCUUGGAACAAUUAUGUCAUAUGCCUUUCUUGGAACAACAAUAUCCUGUGUAGUUAUUGGAGGAGUAAUGUAUUCAUUUCUUCAGCUGAUGUCAUAUUUGCAGUUUUCCUUCACAGAUUGUCUUUACUUUGGAGCAAUUAUAUCUGCAACAGACCCUGGUAUUUAUCUUUAUUUUAAAAGAAAAUGUUUAAUAUUUUUUAGAUCAAUCUCCAGUUAUGUUGAAAAUUUUCAAGGACAGAGUGGAUUUGAAGCAUCUUCAGCAUUUAAAUCACUUGGAAAUUUUUGUUACAUAUUUUUAUGUUCCUUUUUAAUUGGUUCAUUAAUGGGAUGCAGUACAGCAGCACUAACAAAAUUUACUAGGCUUUGUGAGUUACCUCUACUGGAAUCUUGCCUAUUUUUUCUGAUGUCUUAUAGUACUUUUCUGAUGGCAGAAGCAGCUCAACUUACAGGAAUUGUUGCUGUUUUAUUUUGUGGAAUUUGCCAAGCUCACUAUACAUAUAACAAUUUAUCAGAUGAAUCAAGAGCAAGAACAAAACAGUUGUUUGAAUUACUAAGCUUUCUAGCAGAAAGUUUUAUCUUUACUUACAUUGGUGUUUCAAUGUUCACAUACAGAAAACAUACCUGGAAUUUUGGUUUUAUUUUAAUUGCCUUUCUUGCUAUUGCUAUUGGACGAGCAUUAAAUAUUUAUCCAUUGACAUUCCUUGUUAAUUUGGGAAGACAUAAUAAAAUACCAUUAUCAUUUCAACAUAUAUUAUUUUUUGCUGGUCUGAGAGGAGCUAUUGCAUUUGCAUUAGCUAUUAGAAAUACUUUAUCAGAGCAGCGACGUUUAAUUUUAACGACUACCUCUCUCAUAGCCAUAGUCACAGUUAUUAUUUGUGGUGGUUUUACUACUACUCUUCUUACUUGGCUAGGAAUUCCGUAAGUUUAAAUUUAUUUU